AGCUUAAGAACGAAACCCACUUGGGCCGAAAUGCAAAUCCGCUCAAUGCCGGACAGUGACGGUUUCAGUGACGGCACUCGCAACAUUGCCACUUGGCAGCCCAUGGUACGAGUUGUCUGGCAAGGAGUGGGAGGCUAAGCCGUUCCGAUCUGUUGUCCACCAAGGCAAAGAGCGAGUGGGACGGCGAUGCCUGGCCGCCGCCCCUGGCUGGGCCAGGCCUUCGAGACCUGGCACUCGCAACCACCAACCCUGCUUGGGCAACCGGGCUUGCCUGACACAAUGCGAUUCAGAUAUUGGUUGCUGAUGGGAUGGCUGUUUCCCCAUAGCACCCACCCACUUGGCUUGCCGCGGGCCGUAGCCACACAAACGAGCCAGGCAGGCCAACACGCCUCAAGUGACACCUACACCGGUGUCCAACUGUCCCGCAGGGCGGGGAGGAACGCCAAGGGUGGCCCCGUCAGGCUUCCAGACAAGACCGAGUGGAGUACGGCAGCCGCCGCCAGCCAUUCAAGUCGUGACACUUCAGGCGCUCUGGAGCUGCAUCCUGCAGGCGGUGCAUGGGUGUCUGGCGGCGAUUGGCGACCUGGAUCGCUGGCCCAGGUAUUCCAGACUGGGCCAAGACGGCGGGUGUGGACCAGCGUGCGCCAGGUACAUCCAUACCUCGUGAGUGCUCGUUACCCGUCACGGAAGGACGCUGGCAAUUGCUGGCCCAGCCAGAAUGCGAAAUCCCAGGCACGAAGGCGGUGAUCGUCAGCCCACCAUCCUCAACCAUCCGCCGUUAUGCACGCCCUAAACGAGUGUCCAGUACGCGGCGACGCAGCUAAGCUCUUUGGGGCGGGAUUGAGGAGAAGACGCGAUCUAUCGCUGUCCGUCCCCGGCCUCGUGACAGUUCCAGAUCUCGUUACAAUAUCGGCUUGAUUACCCGCCCACCGACUCUCGUAUGGGAAUUUUCUUCACCGGUGCUGCGAAGCAACCACACCCCGACCUCGUGGGACCGCGGCAAGCGGAUGGGAUUGAGAUGAU
This is a messenger RNA of Chaetomium fimeti, 1023 nucleotides long. RefSeq lists its product as uncharacterized. The coding region runs from base 187 to 747 and encodes 186 amino acids. The transcript is spliced from 2 exons. The record is from RefSeq and is a predicted model, not a curated record. NCBI's taxonomy places the organism in Eukaryota, Fungi, Ascomycota, Sordariomycetes, Sordariales, Chaetomiaceae.